Pistacia vera is the source of this 1022-nucleotide messenger RNA. RefSeq names its product bet1-like SNARE 1-1. The record is from RefSeq and is a predicted model, not a curated record. The transcript has 6 exons. The coding region runs from base 299 to 691 and encodes 130 amino acids. NCBI's taxonomy places the organism in Eukaryota, Viridiplantae, Streptophyta, Magnoliopsida, Sapindales, Anacardiaceae.
UUAAACCUGAGUGCUAACUGCUAGGCACCGACUCCAUGACUUAACUCCGAAUCAAAUCUCAGUCUCGGCUCCCUAUUUUAUUCUGUGAGAACUGCUUGUGAUCUCUUUUUCCGCCAAACAAACAUGUGAAAUUCAAAUAUUUCAAUAGUACAAUUUACAUUUGCCUUCCUAUUUCUUGCAUUUUCUCGGCAUCCAAACGGACCUUAUUUGAAAUUUGUUGUUGACCAAUCUAUUACAUUUUGUAACAAGUCGCGGAAUCACAGAAGCAGAGAAGCUGAAGCUCUGCUGAUAACAAAUCAUGAGUUAUAGAAGAGAACACCGUGCUUGCAGAGCAUCUCUCUUUGAUGACUAUGAUGGCCUUGAGGAAGGUGGCCUUAAGGCCUCCUCCUCAUACUCCCAUGAAGUUAAUGAGCAUGACAACGACAAAGCACUUGACAGUUUGAAAGAAAGAGUUGUUUUUCUGAAGAGAUUAACAGGUGAUGUACAUGAGGAGGUGGAGAGUCAUAAUCGUUUGCUUGACCAAAUGGGCAACAGCAUGGAUGCAUCGAGGGGUAUAAUGUCAGGAACCAUGGAUCGGUUUAAGAUGGUGUUUGAGAAGAAAUCCAACCGGAGAAUAUGUACACUUGUGGCAUCUUUUGUUGUUGCCUUCUUAGUUAUAUACUAUCUCAUUAGGGUUCUCAUGCAUGGUUGAAGCAGAAAUAUAAAAAGCUUGGUUGCUGAAAUCUGACGUUAGGUGAUGGGAAGUUCCACCGAGUGCAAUCAUGUGAUUUGGAUGUGUCCUAGACCUUUUUUCUUUUAAUGAGAAUGUGGUGUAAAUCCACUCAUGGCGCCAUAGAGAUUUUCCCUCAGCUUACAAAGAAUGGUUGGACGGCAAGAAUAUUCAGAACAUGUUGACCAUUUAUGUCAUGUCCUGUUUGCCGACAAUUUGUUGUUGUCAGUACUUGUACAGUUAUAGAUGAGAGAUAGAUGAUAGUCUUUUAUUUUUUUUUUGCCUGGAAUCUGAAAAAGUUGCCUUUCCUUUU